Molecule: messenger RNA, 2979 nt
Organism: Sabethes cyaneus
Lineage: Eukaryota; Metazoa; Arthropoda; Insecta; Diptera; Culicidae
Gene: chm
Product: histone acetyltransferase KAT7
Exons: 9
Coding region: 140-2950 (936 amino acids)
Biological process (GO): regulation of DNA-templated transcription
Cellular component (GO): nucleus
Molecular function (GO): histone acetyltransferase activity; zinc ion binding
Source: RefSeq, a predicted model, not a curated record
GUGUUGUGCUUUUAAUUGUGUUUGUAACGUUUUAUUUCGAAUUGCAAUAAUUUUCGUAGCUAUCUUGUUUUGAUUGAUUGUUUUUGUGUUUCUGUUUACUAUUAUAUUAUUGUUUGAGGCCGCUGUAGUUUGGUAUACAAUGCCACCUCGCAAAAAGUCCACAAGUAGCACAGAGUCCAGCAGCGCCAGCUCAUCGGAUUCAAGCUCCAGUGACAGCAGUUCUAGCGGUAGUGAUUCCGGAAGUUCCAGCAGUGAAAGUGAUUCGUCUAGUUCUCAGGAAGCGCCUACCACUAGAAACCACAGCAACAGUAAUGUCAAUGCUUCGAAUAAAACUAACGAGAAGGUAAUUCGUCGUCGUAGCUCGGAAACGACGGCUUCCGCAUCUAAAGCAAUGGUUGCUGCAGCAGCAGCUACAGCAUCGAAGGAUUCUGAUAAAACAGGCGCGAAAUCAGGCGGUAAUAGCAAACAGCGCAAAGCUUCGAAGGGCUCGGUUUCCACCACCGAUGAUGAUUCUGCAAUCGAAAGUAAACCAGCUCAACCUCCCGUUGUUCAGAAAAAGGUGCAACAAGCGGAAGCAGCUAAACGUAGAGCCCAGGAAAAGCAAGCAAACGCAUCGCAAGCAAACAUUCCGCAGGCGAUAGUUCCUCCAAUUACGGGUGGUAAGGUACCACCCUCGGUUAUCAAACAACAACAGCAACAACAGCAGCAUUCACACCAACAGCAAAUCAAACAAACUCCAAUGACAAAGGCGGCAGCAAAAGCUAGCGUGUUAGCAAAAGAACCUUCCAAGAUCAAUCCUCCGAUUGCGAAGAAAGGACCAAGUCCGGCUUUGUCGGCUGCUGCAACGAAAGCCAAGAAAAAGAGCAUCUUCUCGCCAGUCAACUCAUCCGAAUCGGAUGAUGAAAAGGAAAAGGCUGAUGUAAAGGAUAGACGUACCUCUGCGUCUAGUGCGACAGGCGCCCAUUCUGGAGCAGCUGCCAAUAAAAAUCAGCCUGCAGCUAGUGGAAAAACCCCGGGUGUAUCAAAUGUAAAUCAACAGCAGCAACCGCAACAACAACAAAGAACUCGAGGUCGUCCCCGCAAAAUUCCAAUAGCCACUACUACUGGACCUGUUACAAAACCUAUUGCACAAGUUAAACCUCAGGUUUCGGCAACAGCGGUUAAAGCACAACCACCGGCUCCUGCCCAGCCGAAGCCUCCCAAACCAGAGGAAGAUGGAUCAUCAGCAACGACGACCUCCACAGAUUCAUCCUCUUCGGGUUCGUCCGAUUCCGACUCAGAUUCAUCGGAGGAUUCCUCUCCAUCAGCGACCGCCGCACAGCAACUGAAGAAAUCCAACAGCAAUAUGAAGCGGCCUCUGGAGAGAACUCCCCAGAAAGUCGAUGGCAAAGAUGCCGGCACUGAUUCCGAAACCGAGGGUACCGGCAAACAGACACGUAAGCUUACGCGGUCGUCAAGCACUAGGAAAUCAAAACAUUUGCUCGGAAAAAAUGCUUCGGAAACAGAAUCUGACGCCGAUAGCGUUAAACGGUCAGCUUCCAAAAGCCCAGUCAAAAAAGCACCUAUCGUGCCAACGAAAGGAAAGGCCAAAAAUAGUAGCAAAAAGAAAGAUCCGGUUAUCAAAGAAGCUCCACUUGAGCCGGAAAAGGAACCGGAACCGGUAGAGAAUAGGUGUCCAUUAAUACAUUGCACAACAACCGGUCAUCUUGGCGGACAAUGUGAGCGGCACUUUAUUUUAGAAGCUUGUCCUAUGUAUCACAACAUGACAUCACAGCAAACGAAAGAUUUUCUUCAAGAACGCAAACGACGGGAGGACGAUCGUAAGAAAGCUGUUCCUGUGUAUGAGAAUUCUAAAAAGAUCCAAACGGCAGAGCAGAAAGCCUACAUGCAAAAGAUUCGUGACAUUCGAAUGCGUUUCAAACCCAAUCCACCUCCGGUUGAGAGGCCCAAACCGAUGGUCGAACGGGAUGAGAACGAAAUUGAUCUGGAGCCCAUGCUGGAUGGAAUAGUGUCCGAUUACGAUUUGCAACUGUUCCGGGAAGCACAAGCGGCUGCCAGUGAAAGCAUGGAAAAUGAAUUGAAAGACAUGGUGACGGGAAAGGGUACUCGUUUCAUUUCGAUGGGACGUCACUGUAUGCAAGUGUGGUACCAAAGUCCCUACCCGGAUGACGUAGCUCGGCUACCGAAAUUGUAUUUGUGCGAAUUUUGCCUACGGUAUCAGAAGUCCGAGGUGGGAAUGAAGCGACAUGCGGCAAAGUGUGUUUGGAGGCAUCCUCCUGGCGACGAGAUCUACCGCAAAGGCAAACUCGGCGUUUGGCAGGUGGACGGCAAACGGCACAAACAGUACUGUCAGAAUCUUUGCUUGUUGGCGAAGUUUUUUCUGGAUCACAAGACGUUGUAUUAUGAUGUGGAACCUUUUCUGUUUUAUGUGAUGACCUUGGCAGAUAGCGACGGAUGUCAUACGGUGGGCUACUUUAGCAAGGAGAAAAACUCUUUUCUGAACUACAACGUGUCCUGCAUUCUCACCCUGCCACCCUACCAGCGCAAAGGCUACGGUCGGCUGCUAAUAGAUUUCAGUUACCUGCUGACCCGCGUUGAAGGAAAAAUCGGCUCGCCCGAGAAACCAUUGUCGGAUCUGGGAUUGAUAUCGUACCGCUCUUACUGGAAGGAUGUGUUACUGGCGUAUCUCUGCUCGCGACCUGGAACGACGCUCAGCAUAAAGGACAUUUCGCAGGAAAUGGCUAUCAAUUCGUACGAUAUCGUCAGCACACUCCAGGCUCUUGGUAUGAUGAAGUACUGGAAGGGUAAACAUAUAAUACUGAAAAAGCAGGACGUACUCGAAGAGUAUGAGGAGCGGGUUAAGCGCCGAGGAAAUAUGCCAAAGAUCGAUCCCAGCUGCCUCAAAUGGACACCAUUCGUGGCACCGACACCGUCUUCGCCAACUUCCUAGCGCCAGUCGUACCCCUAUCAGUAUCACUA